Messenger RNA from Truncatella angustata, 492 nucleotides. RefSeq lists its product as uncharacterized. Bases 1 to 492 code for a protein of 163 amino acids. Lineage: Eukaryota; Fungi; Ascomycota; Sordariomycetes; Amphisphaeriales; Sporocadaceae. The record is from RefSeq and is a predicted model, not a curated record. The transcript has a single exon.
AUGUAUCGCACCAAUCACAGCAAGGAAACAUGUCGAAGCUGUGGUCAAGAUGACUGGCUUGUUGGCAACAGCCGCGAGACGAUCAACCACUACUGCUCCGACCGCAUGGCAUGCCACACAAGGCUGUGCAAGCCAGAUAACCGGAAAGAGGGAUCCAUCUACGAGCGAGGAUCUCUCUGCAAUACUUGUCUCAAAGCCGGCAAUAAUUAUAUGCUGGCUUGUGCGGGCACUUCUGGCCUCCCUCGUCUCGACGUCUGCGCCACAGCCAGACAUCAAAUGGAGUGGCUUCGUUAUGAUGCGGAUGAUUGCGCUGAUUCAUUGGGAAUCUCCACAUUAAGAACAACACAAAAAAUGACUGGACCUCUGAGUGGUAUUUGGAGCAGGUUCACAGCUGUAUACGAAUUAGCAAGGAAAAGGCUAGCCCAGGAAGCUCAUGAGCUGAAGGACAUGUCGGAGUCAGCAGACAAUACGCCCGCACCCUCGUCAGUUUGA